Menidia menidia (Atlantic silverside) is the source of this 1698-nucleotide messenger RNA. Lineage: Eukaryota; Metazoa; Chordata; Actinopteri; Atheriniformes; Atherinopsidae. The record is from the annotation of a GenBank genome assembly.
AUGGCGGACUCUGAUUACAGAUUACAAGUUCAGUCUGAACUGGAGAACAAAAUGGAGGAGGAGGAAGAGGAGGAGGAGGAAGAGGAAGAGGAGCAGGAGGAGGAGGAACCUGAAGCUGAUCCCCCUCCGGACGCAGUCCUACUGGUGGAAGGAGAGAGCUUCUAUGUGAACCGCCAGCACCUGGCUCUCCAGAGUCCUUACUUCAGGGCUCUGUUCUUUGGCUGUGGGGUUGAGACCACCAAAAGGCAGGUGGAGAUCAAAGGGGUGGGGCGGCGGCCCUUCAGGGUCCUGAUGGAGCUGGGCCGCUGGCGCCGGCCGGCGCUGGACCGGGAGAACGUCCUGGGGAUCCUGGAGACGGUAGACUUCCUGCAGCUGGAGCGCGCCCGGCUGCUGUGCUGCAAGUUCCUGGAGCGGGAGCUGCACGCCAGCAACUGCCUGGGGAUGAUGGCCUACGCCUGGGGGCGGGGCCUGGCCACGCUGCACGCCGCCGCUCGCCAGGUGGCGCUCACACACUUCCCAGCAGUCUCGGCCGAGGAGGACUUCUUGUCCAUCUGUAAGGACACGAUAGCACAUCUGCUAGCCAGCGAUGAGCUGGCUAUCGAUAGAGAUGACCUGGCCCUGGAGGCCGCCCUACGCUGGGUCCUGUUUGAACCCCAGCGGGAGGAACACUUCCUGGAGCUCCUGGAGCUGGUGAGACCCGAGUCUCUGUCCUUGCCCUUUAUCACUCAGCUCCUGAGCAGAAUGGCGUGCUCUGAUCCUCAAGCCAAGCUCAUUAGCAAGAUGAACGAACAUUUCCCAGAGACCUGGUCGGUGGGCAGGUCCCUGAAGCGGAGCAGGGCCAGAGAGACCCUCUACGUCCUGGGUGGGCCUCACGACCAGGACCAGCAGCCUCUGUAUCAGUUUCACCCUCUGAGUGGCAGGUGGCAGAAGUGUGCCCCUCUCCAGAGGAAGAACCUCACUCAGUACUCAGUAGCAGCAGUAGGGGACAGUGUGGUUGUGACAGGAGGCUACUUCAGGGAUGUCCUGUGGUUCAGCGUGGACUGGGUCAGGAUCUACGAAUGCAGCAGCGGGCGCUGGGUGGACGGGCCGGCCCUCCACCGGUCCAGACACAGCCACAGCUCCGUGGGGCUGGACUCAGCUCUGUAUGUUCUGGGGGGCUCUGUGGACGAGGGCCUGGUGGAUGAGGUGGAGAGGCUGGUUGUGGGCUCGGAGGAGGGCUGGGAGGCCCUGAGCCCCAUGGUGUGGGCUGUGGAGAGGGCGGCAGCCGCCGUCCUGGGGACCUGCAUCUACAUGGCGUGUGGCCUGGACGAGAACGGGGAGGUGUUUGCUGGGGUUCAGAGGUACGUCGUGGAGGAAGAUCAGUGGGAUGUGGUCUCCUAUUCGCCAUUUCCAAGGUACGACCUGGUUGCCACCGAGCUGAAUGGCGCCCUCUACCUGUUUGGAGGCCACGCCCUUCGCUUUGACGUGGAGACGGAUGAGUGGACCGUGCUGGAGGAGGAGAGUCUGGACGGGAAGUUCUUCUGUGGGUGCACCACAGUGGGUGGACAGAUCUAUCUGCUCAGUGAGAGAAGGAUUAACAAGGCCUUCCCAAACAUGGUGCUGCUGGACCCUUAUAUCGACACGUGUUUAGAGAUAGACGACGCCAUUCCCUGUGCUGUGCCCCUCAGGGGGUGUGUCUCUAUGAGAAUGGUCACAUGA